UGUUAAAAGUGCCUUAAAUCACCUUUCUUCCUCAAUCUGAUGCUCGAUUUGAAGCGGUCUUCAACAUGUCUACAUCCCUAAGUGCAUUGAGCUGCCCUCAUGUCAUUAGAUAUUUGUUGAGGAGCAGGAACCCAUGUACCUAAUGAAGUGGCCGAUUUGAUCCCAGUCCGAGCAUCCCCCCUCUCCUGCUGACACCCUUCACCCUGUGUGGCCUCGAAGCCUGAACACGGCACUCUAGCAAAAUCCAGAGGGCCAUCAUGGAGGAUCGUUCAUCCACACAGUCUUUCUCCAACCUCAACCGCCAUCGCCCAUCCUUUUCUCUUACCUUUCCCAGCUGUCAAGGCUCCGAAGUGGGAUAUCUGUCAUCUCAGCCUGGCCAGGAUCCCCUGGAGCAGUAUGAGUGUAGGGGGGAAGAAUCCACUACUUCAUUCCUGACAUCGAACACCUCCUCUGCGACGAGGAAGACGAGUACUGGGGGCGACAGAGGGUUCCUGAGCACAAGUGCUAGCAGUUUGGACGGAGCUGCUAGUUUUGGAGGCCAUCUUGAAGGAGAUAGCGACUUAGGUGGCCAUUUUGACGAGUCUUGGUGGCAAAAAUGUGGCAAAAAAGAAGUCUGGGAGGAUAAGGAGAGUUGUGAAAGCUCUGCCAAUGGGAAAGGUGACUGCUACGGUAACACAAACGAUGUUUUUUACACAAUAAACUGUUCCAGUGAGGAGGGAGCAAGGCGUAGAGUCAGAGCAACCUGUAAUAAUUAUGCUCAUGUAAAGAGUGAGGCUAAAAGUGACACAGUUUAUAACAGGGAGGCUAACAUUAGCCACUUUUCUAAACAAACCGCCUCUUAUAACAGAAUCGGUGCGGUCAGCUUUAAUGACAGCAGUGUGGAGUAUUGUGAGAAUUAUUUGGGAAGAGACGAAAAUUACGAGUCCAGUUGUUGCUCAGGUGAGGAGCACUUUCAGUCGGCAGAGGCUGAGGGAGCUUGGCUUAAUGUGUCUCCCUCGAGUCAGGGAGAAUCGAGGUGGAGAGCGGCAGCAGUCAACCACACGUUGGCCUCCGGGUGUCUCCCGCAGAGAUCACUUAUUGGCAUCAACAGCAGGACAUACACUCAGAAACUAGACUCUUUCUCUGAGGCCUUUCUCUCCCAGCGAAAGAGAAGAUUUCCUCUGAUUCCCAGUGGAGACGCCACUGGACAAAUCUGGGAAUUUGGUGUAGGGAGAGGAGAAACCUCAGGAUUGGUCAAGUCAAGGCAAAGCUGUGCUUUUGACUCAGACUCCUACCUGCCUCCUUCUUCCUCCUCUUCUUCCCCCGCUCACUCCUCCUCUUUUCCAUCUUUCCCGUCUCCUCCCACAUCCUCUCACCUCAUGUCUUCUGUUCUUAGCCCUCCUCCCACACCUUUACCUCCUCCUUCCCACUCGCCCUCCAAAAUGGACUCCCCCAGUGCAUAUGGGGGCACCGGACAGUCUCUCUCCCAGGCGGGGGAAUCACUUGGUAUGCUCCAGUUUUUUGCCCCCCGCAUUUCAUCUGUACCUUCUGUCCACUCCUCUGGGAUGAUAUGGAAGUUUCCACUGCUGCCUCACAGCUUUCCACAGCCAUCCAGUGACCCUGGCAACACUGAUAGAUCCUCCCUUGGUGACGACUAUGGCGAUAUGACAGCUGUACGCAACAGUCUUCAGUCUCCUGAAUCAACCGUCCUUACUCCCACUUCCCAUUGUUCAUCCCUUCACCCACCCAGAGCCGUCUGCUCCUCCGGUGGUCCAUCACCCAAUGCCUCUUUCCAUCUCCCCUCUCAUCCCCAUCAUCUCUCUGGGGAACAUCACGAGACAUCAGAAAAGUCAAAUCCUCAUGUCGUUGCCCAGAAAGUAAAGAACGGACCAGCCAGUCUGAACCAGUCGCACCUGCAGCAACAAGACACUCCAGUCUACACUGGAAGGCCCUUCCCCAGCCUACUUCACUCCUACAGAGGACAGAAGAGGGGCCGCUACACUCCUCAUCCACUCCUCAAUCCGGCCCGCAGAGGAACCGGGCUCUUCUCCUCCAUUUCAUGUCUCCAUCACAGAGAGGAAGAAACAGCAUGCGGAGAGGAGGAGGAGGAGUGCAGCGUGUUAUCAUUUGUCAAUGUGGGUCCAGAUUUCCAGGCAAAUCUUCCUCCAUGCUUUGCUGAUGGGAGGCAGUCAGGGCAGUGGCUACCAGAGGAAGGCUCCCUUAAGGAACAGCUGCUCUGGAAACCACUGGACAAAAAAGAAGAAGCUGGUGGCUUACCAGGUCAAGUGGAGAAGAUGCUGUCAAUGUGCAGUUCCAGCUGCCUACCAGGGGGAGGCAGUAACGCCGAGCUGGCUCUGCACUGUCUGCACACUUGUCAGGGAGACACAAUGGCUACACUGGAAAUGCUGUUGUUCUCACAGCCGUCACCAGCAGGAGACUACCACUACUCAGGCUGUGAUUUUUGGACCGAUACUGAAAGGACGCUCUUCAGUGAAGCUCUUGGGUCUUGUGGAAAAGACUUUUCACUCAUACAGAAAAUGGUGAGGACCAAGACAGCGCGUCAGUGUGUGGAGUUUUACUACCUGAGUAAAAAACUGCAGGACAAGCAGAAGAAACAAAAGGAGGAGGAGGGGAGAGAUGCAGAGCUGGAGCAGCAGAAAAGUGUGAGGCCCAUCUGUCAGCCAGUGGACAAACAGUUUGCUCUGGAGGGGGCUGUUCCUGUACCCUCAUUGGCCAGCUUCUUCCCCUGCAAGCUGUGUGGCAAAAUGUUCUACAAAAUCAAGUCUCGCAACGCUCACAUGAAGAUCCAUCGCCAGCCUCAGGAGGACUGGACCGACAGGCGGCUGCAGCACCAGCUCCUCACCCAGCGUCUCGCCCUCAGUCGUCCCACCAACCUCAUGCCCACCCCAGCCAGUAAUCUGCUCCCGGCCCAGGCUCCAGGUCCAGCAUUUUCCUCCUCUGAUUUUGCUGGAACGAGCAGCAACAGUAUUGCAGACAGCGUCCGCAAUUCUGUGACCAGCGGCAACUCGGGUGUUCCUAGCAAUGCUAAUGUCCUAGAUCCCAGCACGGUUGCAUCAUAUAGCAACAUUGCUCCUCCAGACACUCACGGGAUCGCCAGUAUUAAUGGCAAUGACUCGAAUCAAAGAGAGUCCACCACUGUGUUACCCUUCCACCAGUCAUGGGGCUCCUUUGGACAUCCUCCGGAGCCAAGUGCCUUCUACUGCAACACAGAGGGGAAGGAGGAUGUGGGAGCUGGGACAGUAGGGGGGAAACAGACAGCUAACUGGCAGUAGUGGUCAACUGUCCCACAAGCAUUACCACCACAGAGGUCUGAAACCUGUUCAAACUGUGUUUUUUUAUUCAAACUCGUGUUUUAUUCAAACAUCAGUACUUUUGGCUGCCCCACAUAAACAGCAGGCAGCAGCUAAACAGUAUUAAACAUUUUUUAAAAAGAUGUUUUUGUUGUAAAUGAUGUACUUAAAUGUGUUACAUAUUUAAUUGUUUGAUAAGCAUUUGAUAUUUGACCAAAGGUUUCAACCUGAUGAUUGUUUUUGAUGUUUCUGAGCUUGUU
This is a messenger RNA of Archocentrus centrarchus (flier cichlid), 3550 nucleotides long. RefSeq lists its product as uncharacterized. Gene Ontology annotation, molecular function: transcription corepressor activity. The transcript is spliced from 12 exons. The record is from RefSeq and is a predicted model, not a curated record. Bases 258 to 3272 code for a protein of 1004 amino acids. Lineage: Eukaryota; Metazoa; Chordata; Actinopteri; Cichliformes; Cichlidae. Gene Ontology annotation, cellular component: histone deacetylase complex; transcription regulator complex. Gene Ontology annotation, biological process: negative regulation of DNA-templated transcription; regulation of transcription by RNA polymerase II.